Molecule: messenger RNA, 642 nt
Organism: Gastrolobium bilobum
Lineage: Eukaryota; Viridiplantae; Streptophyta; Magnoliopsida; Fabales; Fabaceae
Product: F-box/kelch-repeat protein At3g06240-like
Exons: 1
Coding region: 1-642 (213 amino acids)
Source: RefSeq, a predicted model, not a curated record
AUGGGUACCCGUUGUUCCCAUGCAUAUUAUGAGGAUGAGUUUUCCCUAUGCUCCUCCUUCUCUUCCUUUCAAAGAAUAGAAAAUAUCAAACACUCGCUUCCUAUUGAAGCAGAUUCCUUUUGUGCGGGCGCUGUCAACGGCGUCGUUUGCCUCUACAACCAUGACGAUUUAUACAGAAACAUCACAUAUAAUAUCAUACUAUGGAACCCUUUGAUAGAUAGACACCUCAAACUCCCAACCCCACUUUUCUCCUACGAAGAAUUUAGUUACUUUCAUGAAGUAAGACUCGGGUUUGGAUUUGAUUCAAAGAAAAAUGAUUUCAAGGUGGUAAGGAUUUUCUCAUAUUUGGAGGGACUACUACUACUACCAAAGGUUGAGUUGUAUUCACUCAAUGAAGGUGCUUGGAGAGUCAUUGAUUAUGAUGCUUCGCAUGGUUUAUUAAGACAAGAUAUAUUAGACACCACACCUUGUUUUUUCAAUGGGAAUGUGCAUUGGAUUUCUUAUGAUAAAUAUGGAAUAUAUGAUUAUUUAUUGAUCUUCAAUAUGGUGGAGGAAAAGUUCAAGCGAAUGGAGUUGCCAGAUGAGGUCAAUGAAUGUACAUUUUUGGAUGUUUCUGUUAUGAAGAUUGUCUCUCUCUUAUAG